AUUACUUGCUCUGUGGAAUUCUGUACCUAUGCUUGGUAAUUUAUUUGUAUCUUUUACUUUUCACAUAACUCUGUAUGUGUAAUGAUGAUUUUUAUCUUGAACGUAUUUCUAAAUAUAAAUAUUUGAUGCAGUCUUUGAAAUUAAACGCUGUGAAUUUACCGCAUUGAAUUGUAAAAUCAAGUACAAUGGAUGUGGAUACAGAUGGUAGAAAAUCACGCUCUCGUAGCAGAUCGGUGGCUUCAGACUCGAGGAUGUCACAUGAUGGCUCCACACACUCCAAAAGAAAUUCUAGAUCCCGGUCUCACUCGCGCAGCGUUUCGCGGUCUGCUUCACGCUCCAAGUCACGCUCUCGUUCAAGAUCCCAUUCACACUCAAAGUCCAGCUCGCGGUCUCGCAGCGGCUCUCGGUCGCAUUCACGGUCUCCAUCUGGCUCUCCGAGAUCCGCCAGAUCGAGAAGCGGAUCUCCAGUCAAGGACCGAUCUAGAAGUAGUACACCUCAGUCGCGGUCCAGUCGUGGCUCCCGGAGCAGAUCGGGGUCGAAGAGUGUUUCACCCGCACGUUCUCGUUCAAAAUCUAGAACAAGAUUGAAAUCACGAAGCACAUCUCCAAGGAAGUCGAGAUCUCGCAGUAAGUCUUUGGCUCGCUCGAGAUCGGGUUCGCCGGCUAAGUCAAGGUCUCCUAGCGUAUCGUCCAGAAGAUCCAGAUCGCGGAGCGGGUCACCGCGAAAGUCUAGGUCUCGUAGCGGUAGCUUAAAAACGUCCAAAUCAAGGAGUCCUUCUCCAUCUGUGUCUAAAGAGAAUUCUCCAAGAAAAUUUAAGUCCAAAUCGUGUAGUGUAUCUCCAAAUAAAAAUCGCUCACGGAGUAGAUCCAGAACUCCAGAGAAAAUGGAAUUGGACUGUGAAGAAGGUACGGCGGUCGCGCGGUCGCGCAGUGCCUCCAAAGAAGAAGCUGCAAAAUCUCCUACUGGUGCCCGCCCCAGCCGGUCGCGGUCUGGUUCUAGGAAAUCUAAAUCGCGCUCACGAUCCCGCUCGAAGUCGCCCGGUACAGAAGGUGACAGGAAAAGUCGAUCUCGUUCUCGGUCCGGAUCCAGAAAGUCGGCGUCUCGGUCGCGGUCGCGAUCGCGCUCACGCUCGCGGUCGCGGUCGCGGUCGCAUUCUCCCUCCAGAUCACGAUCCAAAUCGCGUUCUCACUCUCGCUCUGGCUCUCGUUCUCCAUCUCGAUCUCGGUCUCGAUCUAAAUCUCGGUCGAGGUCGCGGUCUGGUUCGCGAUCACGGUCUCGCUCAGGUUCUGCUAAAUCUAGAUCCAGAUCGCGCUCUAGAUCACGGUCGAGUUCCAGAUCCGGCUCCGGCUCGCCGUCACGGAGGGGCACAAAGCGUCGGGCCGUUCGGCUGACGUCGGACGACGAGGGCGCGGGCGAGGAGGCGGCGGCCGCGGCGGAGCCCGGGCGGCGCGGGGGAGGCGGCCGCGGCGGAGGAGGCCGCGGGGAAGGCGGCGGAGGAGGCCGCGCCGGGGAGGCGCCGCCCGCCGCGGACUCCUCCGACGACGAGCUGGCGCCCGAGCCCACCAGCGCGUGGUGCAGCGCCGAGGCGACGGGCGGCAUGUCGGACUUCGAGCUGAUGCUGGCGCGCAAGCGCGAGGAGCGGCGCGGGCGGCGGCGGCGGCGCGACAUCGACAUCAUCAACGACAACGACGACCUCAUCGCGCAGCUGCUGCAGCAGAUGCGCGCCGCCGCCGACCUGGACCGCGACCUCAACCGCCGCAACCAGCCCGCCGUCAAGAAGGUGUCGAUGCUGAAGGCGGCCAUGUCGCAGCUGAUCAAGAAGGACCUGCAGCUGGCCUUCCUGGAGCACAACGUGCUCAACGUGCUGUGCGACUGGCUCGCGCCCAUGCCCAACCGCGCGCUGCCCUGCCUGCUCAUCCGCGAGAGCAUCCUCAAGCUGCUCAUGGAUUUCCCGGCCAUCGACAAGUCGCUGCUGAAGCAGUCGGGCAUCGGCAAGGCGGUGAUGUACCUGUACAAGCACCCCAAGGAGACCAAGGCCAACCGCGAGCGAGCCGGCCGCCUCAUCUCCGAGUGGGCGCGUCCCAUCUUCAACCUCUCCACCGACUUCAAGGCCAUGAGCCGCGAGGAGCGACAGGCGCGCGAUGAAGCCAUGGCGGGCGCACGGCGCCGCGACGACGCGGGGACGGCCGGCCCCACGCCCGCCAAGCGGCCGCGCGACCGCCGCCCAGACCCCGAGCCCGAGCGGGCGGCGCGGCCGGGCGAGGCGGGCUGGGUGGCGCGCGCGCGCGUGCCGCUGCCGUCCAGCAAGGACUACGUGUACCGCCCGCGCUCCACCUGCGACCUGGACAUGAGCCGCGUGACCAAAAAGAAGAUGACCCGCUACGAAAAGCAGAUGAAGCGGUUCAUAGACCAGAAACGCAUGCGCAGCGGGUCGCGGCGCGCCGUCGAGAUCUCCAUCGAGGGCCGCAAGAUGGCGCUGUAGGCGGCCGCUGGCGCGUACUGCGAGGCGGCGGGGCCGGCGGACAGGGGCGCCGGCCCGAACUAGUAGCUUGGCGUCGGUGCCGGCUAAUUAAGAUUAUCUUGAAAAAUAGCGCGUAUAUGAUUACAAAAUCCUGUGGGAGGGUCCCGUCGCAUGUGUAUAUAAAAUAUUACAUGCGUUGCAAGUACUGCGGCACUAUCACAUUGUAGGGGCGAGUGUUGGCCGCGACCGUUAUCGUGCCGCAUACCAUGCACGCGCUGUACAGUCCGCCACUGUUCGCUACCACUGUACCUACAUGGUCGCGGCCAACACUAGCCCCUUGGAACGAUCCGAUACCGACUAGUCGUGUAGUCAACCCGUUUAUCCCGCUUGCUGUACGGAUGAGAUUGUAUGAGGGCGUGGUGUCCAGCAUUACAUUACAUUACAUAUACUAUUACUUUUACAAUUGUAUACUGUAUUUGAUAAUGAUAAAUGUCAUAUUGUUCACAACACACGACCAUAAAAGAUGACUCGAUUAGCUUUAUAAAUGUAUAUUUAUAUUUACAAUAUUAUAUUACAUUGAAAAAUGUAACCUUUCAUUUUAACUCAUUUUAAAAUAUUUUCCAUUAAUCUGUCCUCUUCUUAUAAUGUUACAAAAGUUACUUAUCAAUAACACGCUGGGCAAUACUAUUGUUAUCAUUCCUCUAGACUUUCUUUUAAAUAUAUAUGUUUCAUGUAAAAUCAUAAUUUCCUUCGAUCAUUCUGUCCACCUGAACUAUAUUCUAUGUGUUGUGGUAUGCUGCGGGCGACGGCCGUGUGUGCACGCGGUGGCAAUUUAAUAUUUUGUGUGAAUAGUUCUCUUAACUGCAUAAGUUACGUUUUAGUAAUUAUUUCGUUGUGGCUUCAGUGACCCGCAGUAUGUUGCGCCGCGUAGAGUAUAAAACGCAACUCAAACAUAGCUGUCGUAUGCACGAGUACUACAUUAAUGAAAAGAGAAGUUAUUGAAAAUUUAAAUUAUUUUAACCUCAGUUACAAAUUAUAAAAGUAUAAUUUAUUACAUUUAGUCGUGUUUCAUGAUCGAACCUCGACAAUUAUUCAAGCGCACGCCCGACAGUGGUCCAGCUCACAGUCUAUAUGCAUUGUCUACGAUCAUAGAAUGUUUCAUGGCGUGUACAUUGUACAUCCUCACUGACAGCCGGAGACGGACUGUGUCCAGAUAUUGUGGUUUGUCUACAUGUUGUUUUAUAUAAUGUUUUAUACUUAUUUAUAUAUUAAUUUGAUUGUUAUUGUCUAAGUGUGGAACCAACGGACAGGCGGCGCGUGUUCCGAGUCGUGUCCCGUAGGCUAGUUAUUGUAAUUUGAUCAACGCACAACUUGGACACUUGAAGUAACACGUGCGGAGCGUGUUUCGUUUACUAAUUACGUGACGGCGGCGGCGCUCGCUCGCGCUCGACACGUGCACGCGUCCUGCCUGCGUGUGUGUGUGAUGUAAACUAUUGCACUUGAAAUUAAAUCUACAAUCCUAUAUCAGCUAUAGCAAGUUUUAUAAUAAGUUUAGUUGAUGAUGCUCUAUAAAAUAGUAAUUACGCGAAACUAUCAAAUUAAAAUAUAUCAAAAUGGCGCCUCAGAACCAACUCGUGUGUUUGUCGCUGGUCAAGAAUUUCGGUGACGGUCAAGCCUGAUUGAGCGGCCGCUAUAUUUGCUCGCUGCCUGAAUCGAGCCACUGAGUGCUUGACACGCGCUCGAUUCAAAUUUUUACUUGACGCGAAGACUUGAUCAUCAUUACACUUUGAUAAUAAUACAUUAUUAUUUAAUGAAAUAAGUAGAAUAAAUAAUUGAGAGAACUAUAACCAUAAUUUAUAUAAGUUUAUAAAUACAUAUAUGGAGCCACUUAACAUGUGUAUGAAGCGGCUUGAUUAAGCCUAUAAGUCGCUAAAUGUACGUGCUGGAUUGAAGCCGCUGCUGUUGCUGCUUGACCGUCUCCGCAGCUUGUCGUGUGCGGGAGUGGCGGCCGUCGUCCAUCGCGUGUAAUAAUUGUAUUUAAGUUGAAAUAAACGUGUACACACAAC
This is a messenger RNA of Galleria mellonella (greater wax moth), 4528 nucleotides long. RefSeq names its product IWS1-like protein. NCBI's taxonomy places the organism in Eukaryota, Metazoa, Arthropoda, Insecta, Lepidoptera, Pyralidae. Gene Ontology annotation, cellular component: nucleus. The record is from RefSeq and is a predicted model, not a curated record. Gene Ontology annotation, biological process: poly(A)+ mRNA export from nucleus.